Bombina bombina (fire-bellied toad) is the source of this 5049-nucleotide messenger RNA. Its product is annotated as B-cell receptor CD22. The transcript is spliced from 8 exons. Bases 97 to 1026 code for a protein of 309 amino acids. Lineage: Eukaryota; Metazoa; Chordata; Amphibia; Anura; Bombinatoridae. The record is from RefSeq and is a predicted model, not a curated record.
GCGGACAGUGCGCUGACGUCAGUGAUAGGAGCGUGUAAUUGACUGUACCCGGAAGCGAUGUAAAACAAACACAAAGACGCAACAAGAAGGAGCAGCAUGAAGUGCGUUGGAAUCCUGGCCCUUGUGGCUUUGUUUUGCGUAGUAUCUGCUCAGUACGACUUCCCUCAGAUACAGAUUGCUGGGCCCCUGAGCCCUGUAGAUGAAGGAGAAGAUGUGACCUUGGAGUGUUUGUCAGACUUUGACAGUGACCUGGAACAUUACACCUUCCAAAAGUACAGCAAGUGGAUGAAAACCUGGUUUGAUGUGGGAGCAGGUCAUUACUUCCGUUGUUGGUAUUAUAACCUUAAUGUGUCUCGUGAAGAUGGUCGUCUCCUCCUGCACCUUAGUGACAUUACUGAAUGGCAGAGUGGUCCCUAUCGCUGUGUGUAUUAUGGAAACGAGAGCAGAGAAUUUUCUGCAUCUAAUAACUUCAGUGUUCCAGUGUAUUACUUGCGUGACAUAUACCUAGAAAGGUUGAAGGGCUGGUCCACCACAGUGCCGGAUAUUGUUUAUGUUGAAGAAGGAGAUGACGUGCAGAUCAAAUGUUCCGUAUCCUCAUCACAGCAGCCUAUUUAUGAAUGGAAUCUGGAGAAUAGCGACUGGAUCUUGCCCUCCGACACCCUUGUUCUAAAAAAAGUCAGCCAGGUGGUUGACUCUGGGAAGUACACAUGCAAAGCUUUUAACCCUGAGAACAAGUUGAGCAAGGAGAAAAGCUUUGAACUGCUCGUGGCACCCAAAUCUGCUGAAGUGAAAUUUGGUGGUCUGGGACUGGCACAAAAUGAAAUUCUAUUAUAUUUCAUUGCUCCUGCUUUGACAUUACUUCUGCCCCUGUUGUUUCUGAUUAUAAUAAUAAUCCGUAAACGGAGAAGUCAGAUGAGGAAACCACAGAUCAGCCUGAUUGACUCUGAGAAACGGAGCCCAAUAUAUAAAGGAAGUGCUGAGUCUGUGUAUACAAAUACAGCAGACACGCAGCCCCUCGUCAUGUAAAUGCAUAGAGGAUCAGGGCUGCUGGAGACAUGGAGGCUGCUCAGCUGGGAUAAUCUACAUGUCUCUCAAUCUAAAAUAACAUACUUCUGUGUGCCUAUCUGGUGACGGGCUUUCAGCAUGCAACAAAUCGCAGACAAGAGUGAACACAGUGCGAGAACAGAAAAGAAGUGGGCUGGCGUGUUUUGUUUUUGAUGUGACAGUCAAAUUUGUUCAGGGAAAUUUGUGGUGGUAAAUUGUAGUGUGAAAUAAUUGCUCCGAUUAAUCAACUGCAAUCCAGACAUGAUUACAACAGCUUUGGAGUGUUUCUUUGCUUUCAUACUUCUGGGUUCUUUCCCCAACGCUGCAAUACCAAAGCUUCAAUACUUGUAUGUUUUGUGAGUGUUUAUACUGCUAUUUGUGAACGGAUUGAUUACUCCUGAAUCAUUGCAAAUUAGCAAGCCUGGCUUAAAGUCACACACUCCAUCUUUUAUUAAAGGAACACUGCACUCCUAACAUUUUGCUAUUGUUGAUAUAAGAGAGCAGCAUUUAAAUGUGAACAUCAGCAGGAGCUCCCUGCCUGCUCCCCAUUGUCAGAGGGAAAAUAAAAAGUACACACAUUUCCUUUCUAGCAUGCAGUUUAAUGGGCCAUAAUAGUCGCAAAAAUGACAUGCUCUGAUUUGUCAGCUUAAAACUAGCAACCCUCCACUACUAUGUUUUUAACCACUGCAAAGGGGUUAAACUCAUAAUAGAAGUACCGCUGGCACCCGCAGAGCACUGCUGAUCUCUAACAGAAAUCUUAUGUCAUUUUUCUACUAUUUUGGCUCUUUAAUAUCACAAUUUUUCUUUACAUAUGCAUGUCUAAAUUGAAUCCCACCUGCAGUUUGUAUAAUUUGUCUGUGUACAAAGUUCUGUAAACAGAUAUAAAUAUUAAUUUUAUCUCUAACAGGUUAUAAAUAUAUAUGAUAAAAGAAAGACUAUCGCCUUCAGAUUUAGGCUUUAUAAAUCAUCUUCAAGUCACGGGUUUAAUAUCAGGCUGAUAAAUUGGGAGUCCUGCUGGUGCAAAAUGCAAAGUUGUUCAUAUUUUUUGUUUAUUAUAACAUCUGAUAUUUUUUCUAGCAACCAAGUAACGGAUAUUUUUUUGCUUUCAUUAAAACAUAAAAUAAAUUUUUUUUUAUUUCAUCUUUCGUGCACAGAUUGCACUAAAUGCACUUUUAUAAAUUAGACACAAGAUGCGGUGAUUAACCUUUAUUUUAGACAUAAGAUGAUUAACUCUUUCUGCCUUUACAUACUAAGCAGUUAUGUGUCCACAGCAAUGAUUAACCUCUUCCUGUCUCACAUGCAGUGUGUAGUGGGAUCAGCCAGACCAAGUUAUUACUGCUCCAAUUUAUACUUGUUUUCAAAUGCACACUGUAUUGUGUUUCACCAUUGCCUUAGGGCUUUAUUGAAGAUGAGCAGUGCUGAUGAACUACAAAGAAUCUUUGUACAUAAUAGUGACUCGUGCAUAAUAGACAAAGUGUUAUUUUAUGUUAGUACUCAGAAUAAACACAUUUCAUUCAUAGUUAAAUGUGCAGUAACAAAAUCUAUGCUUGGACUUACCAUAUUAAAGAGAAAAAUGUCCUUCUUACCUUUAGUCUGCUUCAUUUUACCAGUUCCAUUUGUCAGUCAAGACCACCUUCUUGGUAACAUAUAGCUCAGCUCUUGUAUUCUCCGCAUCACUUAAAUGCUUUUAUAGCCAUUGUUGUUGUACAAUAGGUCGCUGUUGUGCACCCUAUCAUAGCAAUAAUCAAAACCUCAUUGUCACUUAAACCAAGAGAAAAACACUGGGCAGCUCCUCAGGCUUAAAGCUGCAAUACAUUAUAUGGGGCAUUUAUUUAUUGUUACAGAACAAGGUUCAAUUAAAAUGUUACAGUGAUAUAAAGAUACACACACAUAACGCAACAUAUGUUAUAUAUAUAUAUAUAUAUAUGUGUGUGUGUGUGUGUAUAAAAAAAUAUAUAUAUAUGUAUGUGUGUAUGUAUAUAAAACAUAUAUAUAUAUAUAUAUGUGUGUAUAAAAUAUAUAUAUAUAUAUAUAUAUAUAUAUAUAUAUAUAUAUAUAUAUAUGCACGUAUGUAUAUAAAAUGUGUAUAUAUGUAUGUUGCAUUCAAUAUGGCUGAGGGGUAGGGAAUUAUUUCUUAGGUACACCUAUUGGUCUUUUACAUAAUGAUAUUGAUGAGAAUAAGCUAUAUAUCUAAUAUAUAUUUGAGUGAUCUCAUACUUUUAUAUUCCCCCUGUAGUAGUACUACAAAACAAAACGUGACUAUAAAACUCUUCUUUUAAGAAAGCACAUUUAUUAGAGGGAUGUAGCCCUUAAACUUGCAACCUUUUGGGCUACUCCUGGUCCUUAAUCAUACAUUUUUUUUAUAGAGAUAUAUCCCGCUCGUAAAUAUUUAUUUUAUGAACAUUUUAUGCUGUCACUGUUUAUUUAAGUUUGCAUUAUAAGCAGUAAGUCUAGGUGGCACAACACACAGUAUCUGCUGAUCUUUUAUAUAUGUGUGUGUAUAUAUAUAUAUAUAUAUAUAUAUAUAUAUACACACACACACACAUAGAUACUAUUAAAGGGAUACUAAACCCAAAUUUCUAAUUUCAUGGUUCAGAUAGAGCAUGACAUUUUAAGCAACCUUUUACUUUACUCCUAUUAUCUUUUCUUUGUUUUAGGUUCAACACCCUGGAUAGCGCUUCAGCAAUCGGCAAGUGCUACCCAGGUGCUGAACCAAAAAUGGGCUGGCUCCUAAGCUUUACAUUUCUGCUUUUUCAAAUAAAGAUUGCAACAGACUGAAGAAAAGUUGAUAAUAGGAGUGAAUUAAAAUUGCAUGCUCUAUCUAAAUCAUGAAAGAAAAAAAAUUGGGUUUUGUAUCCCUUUUUAAUUUACACACUAAAAUGUUUCAUAUUCUUUACCAGCCAGUGAACUUUAAUGUAACAUUUUCACUUAAAAAUAUUAAAAUGUUUAAUUGCUUCUCUUUUAGAAGUAUAGCUGAUUUUCCGUUUGCCAGAUUAAUGUCCCUUUAACUAAGAAUAUAUUUUUGUUUACUAAUUCCAGACCUUGAAAAUUUUACUGAUUUAAAUAAAUGCAAAGAAAAUUAUUCAUAACAUUUCUUGGAAUACAUGCAUUUCUCAAUUGUUUGUCAAAUCUUUCAAACCUGUAUUUUGCGUUGCUGUAAUGCUUGUGGGAUAUUCUACUAUCAGACCAAACUUGGCCAUUAGUCUUCUUAUCCUGGCGUCAAGUGGAAUGAUAGGAAAUAUCCCAGAGCAGAGAGAGAGAGUUUGUAAAAUGAGGUACGCAGUACUCACAGCAGGCAGGGCAUUACUCAGCGGCAACAGGAAGGUAAUCCAGCAGUAUGUCAGUUCAGGGGUAAAGCAAUAGAAGGACCAGGAACAGGCAGGAGUCGGCAACAAAAGGAUAUCCAGCAGUUUAACAGUUCAGGGGUAAACCAAUAGAAUGGUCAGACAGGCAGAGCUCAUCAACAGUAAAACAGUCCAGCAAUUCAUGGGUUAAUGCAAGCAGAGUAGUCAAAACAGGCAGAGUUCAUCAACGGUAAAGCAAUCCAGCAAUUUAGUGGCUAAGGCAAGUAGCGUAGUCAAACAGGCAGAGUUCAUCAACAGUUAAGAAGUCCAGCAAUUCAAGGGUUAAGGCAAGCAGAGCAGUUAAAACAGGCAGAGUUCAGCAACAGUAAAUCAAUACAGCAAUUCAGCAUACAGAUAUACAGCACCCAGGAGCAUAAGAAGUAACACCUAUACUUGGGCACAGGUGAGAGGGACUGAGGCCUUUACAUAGGGAAGACAGGGCGGGCAGUGAAGAUGUCAUCACUGCCGUAUCCCUAGCAACAGGAGUGCCUGUGUCCAUGGCAAUGGCCACAGCAGAGGAGCAGCGUGACAGUUUCAGUGAGAUUGUUUAGUUUUUGCAAGUAGUUUUGAUAAUGUCAUACAUACAAUUGAAGUUCUGCUAUGUUUUUCAGCUGUGUAUUAUUCUGUUAUCUUCCUAAUAAAAAAUACUAUUAUACAUCUA